AUGGAAGACGGAAAUUUGUUAGCAAAUUUGUCGGCAGACAAUAUUUCCGCACUUGAAGAACUUAUGCGGCAAGCUAGAAGAGGUUCCGAAAGCGAGGAGACACAACAGAAUACGGUCGAGGCAACGGAGAGUACUAGCGUCGAAUUUGACAAAGAGUUCUUCAUCGAAGAAGUCAGACAACUAAGUUGUCUUUGGGACACAAGCUCGUCUUUAUACAAAGACCGUACGGUCAAAGCGAAUGCCUGGAAGAAACUGUCUGAAAUUUUUGACAGGGACGGUAAGGAUUAAUCAUUAAUGUAUUUAAUCAAUAUGCGCUUCCGUUUCCGUUCAUGAAGCCACGCCUCCUCACUGCAACCAACAAUUUUAUAGGCAGCCAUUAUUGUAAUAUUGUUUAAACUUUUAAGUAAAUAUUUGGAGCACUAUGUCUAUAAAAUUUUGAAAAGGAGAAUGAACGAUACAUGCAAGAUACCCAUUCAAAUGUCGACGACUUUCAAUUGACUGAAUUUGCAAACAGGCUGAAGCCUGAAACAUUUUAAUAAAGCUAAGUAUUUGUUUUCUAGUUUUAUCAUAUUAAUUAAAUGCUUCGAAUAGCUAAGUUUUGUUUCUAGUUUUAUCAUAUAUGAAUUUCAUAUAAUGCGUUCAUGAAUACCUGAAUCGCGUGAGUAUCCAAUAUACUAUAGAUAUACUAAUGCAUUAAAGUAAAAGUAUAUUAUUGUAUGUAUUUUUAAUACUGUAAAUUUUCUUACUAUUGAAAUGGAUUUUUAAUAUUUUAGUGGAUUUUCUUCAAAGACAACUGAAGAACUUGAAGGAUAGUUUAAAAAAAUGUCUCGACAAGAGGUCCAAGAUGACCAGAUCUGGGGCGGCUGCUUCAUCUUUGCCUCAGUGCAGGUUCUUCGAGCAAAUGGCAUUUCUACAUGGCGGUGUUGGUAACAGGCCCACAGAGAGCAAUUUAGCAACCCUAAAUGCUCUGAAUCCUCUGAUAUCUCUCCCCCCAACAACCCCGGUUAGUCAGAGUAUAAAUCUGACUGACGAUUUUCCCACGACUUCCCACACGCCACAAGAAGCAACAAGAGCAAGCAAACGACCAGCACCAUGCACAGAAUUGUUUGCCGCAAACAGAAGUGGAAAUCGCAUGAACAGGGAUGUAGCAGAGCUGAUGCUCUUGAAGCAGUUGAGUGACACUGAUGCUUCAUACAAAAAGAUGGCAGAGGAUGAAGAUGAUGAAGAUUUGUUAUAUUGUCGGAGUCUGGUUCCCAUUCUGAGAGGGAUGCCAAAUAAGAAGAAGAGGCUGGCAAAAAUUAAAAUCAACCAGUUGUUGCUUGACAUUGAAUACAAUGAUGACAAUGUUGUUUAG
Messenger RNA from Paramuricea clavata, 1354 nucleotides. Lineage: Eukaryota; Metazoa; Cnidaria; Anthozoa; Malacalcyonacea; Plexauridae. The record is from the annotation of a GenBank genome assembly.